Messenger RNA from Notolabrus celidotus (New Zealand spotty), 1225 nucleotides. RefSeq names its product mannan-binding lectin serine peptidase 2 (gene masp2). The record is from RefSeq and is a predicted model, not a curated record. Lineage: Eukaryota; Metazoa; Chordata; Actinopteri; Labriformes; Labridae. The transcript has 6 exons. Gene Ontology annotation, molecular function: serine-type endopeptidase activity; calcium ion binding. Bases 82 to 993 code for a protein of 303 amino acids.
CAGCUGGGUUCAUUUGCCCUUUGAUCACUGAGAGUGAGCCACUUCGAAACAUGCUCAAUAUCUGAGGACUUUACUGCCAACAUGACCAGCGGGUGCUGUGUUUUUGUCCUCCUUUCCCUCCUCCAUGUCUCGCUGAGUGUGGAAAUGACAGGAUUAUACGGCAGCUUCACCUCCCCCAAUUUCCCCCAGCCUUACCCUGACAACAAGCACAUGGUGUGGAACAUCACUGUACCCAAUGGCCAGAGGGUCAAACUCUACUUUAGACACUUCAGCAUGGAACCCUCACACCAGUGUGAAUAUGACUAUGUUCAGGUUCUAGCAGAGGGGAAUGAAACUUUGCGGUUCUGUGGUGAGGAGGAGAAGAACUAUGAAAGCAGUCCAAGGAACACGGUCAUCUUGUCAGCUGGGAACCUCAUGUCAGUUGUCUUUAGGAGUGACUACUCUAAUGAAGGCCGAUUCACUGGCUUCCAAGCAUUUUACACAUCAGAAGAUAUCAAUGAGUGUAUGUCCAAGAUAGACGGGGAGAGUGUGUGUGAUCACUUUUGCCACAAUUACAUCGGUGGAUUUUACUGCACCUGCAAACAGGGAUUCCUUCUGCAUGACAACAACAGAUCCUGCACAAUGCCAUGCCAAAAUCAGGUGCUGACCUCACUGUCGGGUGUUCUAACCAGUCCUGGCUACCCAAAUCCUUACCCACCAAUGAUUGAGUGUGACCACACCAUCCGUCUGCCAGAGGGCCACAGAAUAAUCCUGGACUUCCUGGAAGCCUUUGACAUAGAGGGACACCCACAGGCCCCCUGUCCGUAUGAUAUGCUGAAGAUUUCAACAGCUGGGCAGGAGUACGGACCCUUUUGUGGACCUGUGGUACCCAAUCGCAUUGACACAGGAAGUUACCAGGUGCAUGUGGCCUUCAGAUCAGAUGCCAGUGGGAAAAACAAGGGAUGGAAGAUGAAGUACACAAGUGCCAGGGUUGAAUCAAGCUCUUCUAGAUGAUAAUACCGAUGGUUUGUUGACAUCAUGAUCACUUUUUGUACAGUGACAAGUACAAGUACGUAAACAUUGUUACAGAGCUCCUGAAGUCACCUUGUGGAACUUCAGGGACUACGCAUUAUGUCAACUUCGCACAACCAUUAUUUUUGUGACAACGCUUCAGCACUCUGCGGAUAUCUUGAUAUGACAUCAUUACACAGUUUAAACAAAGAUGCAGAUUGUGUUGAUUUUUGUC